CUCACUCCAGUGAUGCGGGGACGAAACGUGCGCGUCGCCGGUGUCAGAGCUGAUUGAAACAAGUGUAAAGCGCGUGGAAUAACAAGGAAGUCUUCGUUUUUCUUAGAAACUCCGUAUAAAUUCAAAUUUGACCACUACCGUGGUGGCAAUGUUUGUGCUUGACAUCGGCUGAGUCAGUGUCGGGAUCGGAUUAAUGGGCUGGGCGCAGAACGCCGUCACCCUAAAUUGUGGAUCCAAGCUCAGCCUGAGGUCAUCACCUCGUUGUUCCUACAAGUCGUCAGGAUGAAUCGGAUCCUCUGGGAUGCAGUGUUUCUCCUGACUGGUUCCCUGUUUACACUGGGAGCAUCACAGGGGGGUUCAGUGAUGGAUGCCAGCCCCUCCAUCCCCAUCACCUCCACUGGUGCCCCCAACACCGCCUCCGCUCCCUCCGCCUCCACCCUGGUCAGCACCGCCGCCAGCAGUAGAACAACCUCCUCUACCACCACCAUCGCUACACCCAAAACCAUCCCACCAGUUAAAAAGUUUGUGGCGGCUGCGGUUCGGUUCCACUUUGACGACUGUCCGGACUCACACCGACACUUCUGUUUCCAUGGCACCUGUCGCUUCCUUAUCCUGGAGGAAACGCCUGCAUGUGUGUGUCCAUCGGGCUUUGUGGGGAUGAGGUGUGAGCAUGCAGACCUCCUGGCUGUGGUGGCCACCAACCACCGAGGGCAGACCGUGGCCACGGUGCUGGUGCUGUGUGUCAUGGGCUGUGCCCUGACCAUGCUGUUCUGCACACUUUUACACUGUUGGUGGAGGCGGGAUUAUGAAAGACGGAGGAGGGCUUUUCACAAGGAAAAGACCAGAGAAAUGCUGAAGGGCGGGCCAUCGUUCUGUCCGUCUGAAAGUGUGGUGUGAGGAGUGGACGUGGAUCAGAUUAUAGGGUACUAGUUCUGCUACUCCCCUUUACUGGUCCAGUGUUCCCUGAACCACUCGGCAUCCUCCAUGGAGUGGGAAACCAUCUCCAGUGAUUGUUUUCUUGUUUUUGUGUUUUGUACUUUUGAACGGCGAUAAUCAAGGAAGAACUCGUCUGCCUGUACUUUAAAGGAAGUGGACACUAGUGAAGGCUAAGGUAGCCUCUUUUGGACGACCAAAGGAACGUGGGCAGCUGUUGGAUGCUGUAGGCACCCCUCCCUCUGCGUGUUGUGUUGUCAUUUGUGUAGGAAUCAAGGAUGGUCUACGAGGCCGUUUCAUUAUCUCGAACCGCAGAUGCGUCUGUUUUGAUUUCUCAAGUCGGAGGACCGGCCCAUUCUUGUCUUUUUAAAAUUGCAUGCACAUAAUUUACAUCCGAUGUUCGAUCAAACACUACUUUAGAUGUUUGAAGUUAUGAUGGGGGAAACCAAUACUUGGAAAUAGUUGUAUCGGUUUUUUGAGCAAGGGAUUUUAACUCACUUCACUUGACAAAUUGGGUGACUGAGUCGAUAACACAUAUAGGCUUCUCAAAUUGAUAUUUGUUUAUGGAGAUGCUAUGUUGGUGGGGAAAAAAGGAAAUGUAAAAGUUUUUGAAGGUAUGUUUAUAGAGGAUCAGGAAUUUUAGGGAACAGGGAUAAGUGAUUCAUAUUUCCGACUACUAAUUCAGGCUGUAAUGUCAUUCUUACUUUUUUAAUUCCUUUACUUAAACACGUAUAUAUAUAUUAAUUUAUUAGGGGGACUGUGAUCCCCAAGCUAUCUAUGUGGCAACGGACUACAAGCUCACCCCUUCUUAAAACUGGUAUGAAAUGCAUGGGUACACUUAAUUACUACUAUGAACAAGCACUUAAGGGAAGAGACACAUUUCACUGUUUAUACUACUUGUACAUAGACACUUAUGCAUACUUAUACUUUAGUCACUGCUAAUGUUUUAAUUGUUUUUUAAAACAUUAACAGAUUAUUACAGUAGACACGUGCCCUAAUUCGGCAUACACUUCAUGCUUUUCGUCCAAGGGGUAUCUUCAAUGAGUUUCCUCAGAUUGCCUUUGAGUUAAACAUUUCUGUAUUGAAAACAGUUGAUGUCAAAGAAACAAAUCAAGCCUUGUCAGAAAUGUCGAAACAACGAGUUAAGGAAAAUAAAUAGUGAAAUCUCAAGAGUAUCUUUUCGGAAAUAUUUGCGCGUAAGUAAGAAAUUGUGCAACAAUGGUCCACAUACGGCUUCUUCCUACCUUCUGCUAUCAUUCCUAUGCUCCAAAGUACUGUCUAAGAGGAAUGCUGCACUAAACAAAUUACCUUUUCAUGUUUACAGUUUGUCGCCAUCGUUAAAAAUGUCAUGUCUGACAGCAUAUGUUUACGUAAAAUAUGUUGUAGGUAUAAUGUAUUCUGUAAGGUGUAAAGCUUCAAAUUCUUUCAAACCUUUUAAAUUGCCAGAUGCAUGCUUCAGUUUGUCAGACUUGUAUUCCAUGAAAUUCGCUUUUCAAUGAAUAUUUAAAUUUGCAAA
Molecule: messenger RNA, 2449 nt
Organism: Gadus macrocephalus (Pacific cod)
Lineage: Eukaryota; Metazoa; Chordata; Actinopteri; Gadiformes; Gadidae
Gene: tgfa
Product: transforming growth factor, alpha
Exons: 6
Coding region: 283-897 (204 amino acids)
Biological process (GO): epidermal growth factor receptor signaling pathway; positive regulation of cell population proliferation; positive regulation of mitotic nuclear division
Source: RefSeq, a predicted model, not a curated record